Molecule: messenger RNA, 667 nt
Organism: Papilio machaon (common yellow swallowtail)
Lineage: Eukaryota; Metazoa; Arthropoda; Insecta; Lepidoptera; Papilionidae
Exons: 2
Coding region: 88-651 (187 amino acids)
Source: RefSeq, a predicted model, not a curated record
CAAAGAGGUGCGAAAACAAUUCUUGUCAUUCAUUUCGAGCAAUUAUUAUAACUGAUUUUCAUACUACCGUAAUAUUUACUUCGAGUAAUGGCAUCCGAUGAAUAUCAAAUUCAAAAUAUUUACCGUUAUUCUAGAAAAUCUUUCAGAAAUCAUCAAGACUCUAAUAUAGAUAAUUACGCACCGAGCCCAAGGGAGGACGCAGAUUCUGACGCGGCCGAUUCAUCGCCCAGAAAUGACAUAAGAUUUGAUGAAAUAAGGCUUGCAAGCGCCGGCUGCAGUUGCGACCUAGACCCUGAAGCUGAUAUUGCUAACAUUCUUCAUAAAAAAUGUCCAGUCAUCGCCUUGGCCCAGCAGCAACUUCAGAAGCUAUUGGACGAAACAGACAGAUUUCUUUGCGAUAACGCGCGGUUGAAUUAUAAAUCUCCCUACGAUGUUGUCUGCUUAUGCAAAGAAACCUUAUUGAACUUAAACAAAUGGGAAUAUAUUAUUAUUAUUUUACUUGUGACAGCAUUUCUCAUUGGUCUAAUAAUAGGUGCAGCAUCAUGUAAGUCUCAGAAUGGCAAAUUCAAUAGCCAUUUAUUGACAUGCAUAGAUCAUUUUCUCACUUCUGAUGCAUACGCUACUGAUAAAAGUUUUCGCGCUAUCACAUAAUCUAUAGAAUUUUUUA